GUUUCAGACAGAAAAAUGAAAACCCACCCAGCCAUUGGUUUCUUCCUCCUCUUCGUGAUCAGCUAUGGCUCUUCUGAAAACUCAAGUACAUCUAGAGGGUGUGGACUGGAUCUUCUCCCUCAGUAUGUUUACCUGUGCGACCUGGAUGCCAUCUGGGGAAUAGUCGUGGAGGCAGUUGCGGGGGCAGGUGUGCUGACCACAUUGCUGCUGAUGCUGAUUUUGCUGGUAAGGCUGCCCUUCAUCAAGGACAAAGAGAAGAAGAGCCCACUGGGAAUGCACUUCCUCUUUCUUUUCGGGACUCUCGGACUGUUUGGGCUGACGUUUGCUUUCAUCAUACAGGAAGAUGAAAUGGUGUGCUCUACCAGAAGAUUUCUAUGGGGAGUUAUCUUUGCUUUGUGCUUCUCGUGCUUGCUAGCUCAAGCCUGGAGACUUCGUAGACUAGUUCGACAUGGGAAGAGUCCAUCUGGCUGGCAUCUAGCUGGUGUGGCAAUCUGCCUGAUGCUCGUUCAGGUCGUUAUUGCAACCGAGUGGUUAAUACUGACAAUUGUCAGAGAUAACAAGUUGGCCUGCAGCUACGAACCAAUGGAUUUUGCCAUGGCUUUGAUUUACGUUAUGUUCCUGAUGGUAUUUACCAUGGGAUUUUCUCUUUUCACUCUCUGUGGAAAGUUUAAGAAAUGGAAGAAAAACGGAGUAUGCCUCAUUAUAACACUUUUUUUUUCCAUUCUGAUUUGGGUAGCCUGGAUGACUAUGUACCUCUUUGGUAAUGCUGAGCUAAAGAGAAGAGACAAAUGGAGUGAUCCCACUCUUGCUAUUGCACUGGUGUCCAGUGGUUGGGUGUUUGUUAUUUUUCAUGCCAUCCCAGAGGUCCACUGUACCAUCCUUCCAUCACAGCAGGAAAACACUCCCAAUUAUUUUGAUACUUCACAGCCAAGGAUGCGUGAAACUGCUUUUGAGGAAGAUAUACAGCUUCCUCGGAGCUACAUGGAAAAUAAAGCCUUUUCAAUGGAUGAACAUAAUGCAGCGCUAAGAACGGCAGGAUUUCGAAAUGGCAGUUUGGGAAGCCGACCUAGUGCUCCUUUUAGAAGCAAUGUUUAUCAGCCAACUGAGAUGGCAGUUGUGCUAAAUGGUGGGACUAUACCAACUGCUCCGCCAAGUUACACUGGACGACACCUCUGGUGAAAGGCUGUAGGCUGUAGAGAAUAAGAAUCCUUGUUGCAGAUGUUGUUCCCUGGCAGUGUGUCUUUGAGGGAGGAAUCCAUAACAGUACCAGAACAAAGCAACAAAACAUCCAAGAGCUUUCGAAAUCCUACAGAGGAUUUUGUCUAAAUGUGAACACCAUUGAACUGAUAAGAUAAUUGCAAAAACAAAAUUGUAAAACUGAAGCUGAAUCUAAUACAAAACAGAAGUAGGCACACCUUAAAUUGGAAGAGGGGGAUAUUGUAUUCUGAAAUGUAAGAUAUUCUCUCGUCUGUAACUAGUGUGCGAGGCAAGCCUGGUUUUGUUGGUUGCCAGUUGCUUGCAAAAUACCCCCCGCUCACCUAAACUUAAUUCAUGUUGCCACAAGAGAUUGCCACUACAGUGUGAAAACAUGCAGGAUUUCUUUCCAUUUUGCUCCUUUUCCCUUCAUUUCAAACAUCAUGAAAAGCACCUUGUCUGCUUCAUUAUCUAACUGUACUGUACAGUCACGUAGCAUCAUGUGUAGUCAAGCAUUGUCACACUGUGGCAACUAAAUUACCAUUACACUGUAGGCUGAUACUCUUCUCUUUAAAAAAUUGGUGUAGGAAAUACAGUUCUGGAGGGAUGAAAGGUCUAUGCAUGUUUCAUGUGAGUUAUGGAGCUUCUUGAGACAGAGAGACAAAGCGUAGGUCCAGCACAGAGGCAGCUCUCCUCGGCUGCGCGGGAUCGAUUCCCCGUUAUUCCAGCCUCAACCCCGGGUGCGAGCAAAGAGCUGCGCGCUCUCACAUCUCCUACAGAGGAAGCCGUUAAGUGGAACUUUGGAGGGAUAUACUUUUGCAAAGACUUAGCUGGGGAGAGAACGUGACUCGAGGUUGCCAGAAGGAGUUCGUUGUGAUGGUGGAUCAAAGGCAACCCACUGUUCCGCCCUGGCCAGCCUGUUCUAAUGGGCUGAUCUUGGCUAGCAGGAAUGCGGUGGCAGCUGGGCAGUACUGACCACCUUUCAGGAGAAACUCAGCAGCAGAUAGG
Molecule: messenger RNA, 2202 nt
Organism: Gavia stellata (red-throated loon)
Lineage: Eukaryota; Metazoa; Chordata; Aves; Gaviiformes; Gaviidae
Gene: GPRC5B
Product: G protein-coupled receptor class C group 5 member B
Exons: 3
Coding region: 16-1179 (387 amino acids)
Biological process (GO): G protein-coupled receptor signaling pathway
Cellular component (GO): plasma membrane; extracellular exosome; signaling receptor complex
Molecular function (GO): protein kinase activator activity; G protein-coupled receptor activity; protein kinase binding
Source: RefSeq, a predicted model, not a curated record